Molecule: messenger RNA, 2194 nt
Organism: Dromiciops gliroides (monito del monte)
Lineage: Eukaryota; Metazoa; Chordata; Mammalia; Microbiotheria; Microbiotheriidae
Gene: HRC
Product: histidine rich calcium binding protein
Exons: 6
Coding region: 565-1950 (461 amino acids)
Molecular function (GO): calcium ion binding
Source: RefSeq, a predicted model, not a curated record
GUUGAGAUUAUUUUUAACCCAGGCCUACUGAGGGCUCUCAUCGGGAAAGGACGAGGGGCCAGAGGAUGUCUGAGCUGGACUCAUGCCUGCCCCCCCCCCCCGCCAAACUGGGGCUCCUAGCCUGGGUCUGACCGUCCCACCAGCCCGGCCAAGUCAUCCUCCUUAACCCCAGAGACACCCCCCUCCCCAAAACCCCUGGACGUUGGCAGGGCCUGAGGCCCAGGCAGGGAAUAUGUAAGGAGAGGAGGGGAGGGCAGGGCAGGGCAGGGCCUGGGGCCAGUCCCAGAAUAGACGUGGCCUUGGAGGUAAAAUUAGCCCAAUGAAAGGGUGGGGGCUGAGACUAGCCCACUGAGGCUGAGCUCAGAGGGCAUCAGGACCUGGAGGAGACAGAGAGCGAGGGAAAGGCCGUCAGAAAGCAACAGCUAGCGAUUGCGGGAGGGACACGGACAGAAACUGCUGCAGCCCCAGAGGGUCAAGGAGACCGGCCAGAGACACGAAGCAGCGGGCUGAGGAAGCGCAGAGACCACAGAGGCAGAGACAGAGUGGGAGCCCCAGGCGGGGCCCAUGGGCCGGGCUGACCUCAUGGGGCCCCUUUGGCCACGUCUCCGCUGUGUCCUCUUCCUCCUCCUGCUGUCCACCUCCAAGGCCCCGGGGGGCCUCGCCAGAGCCCAGGACUUCCCAGAUGCUGCCCUGAGCCCCCCAGGAGGCCGGGAGCCUGGAAGCCGGCCUGAUGAAGUGGCUGCUCCAGGCCACAGCCCAGGGAGCCACAGGGAGGAAGGAGAAGACACCUCGGCUGAGGCUGGGCUCUGGGGGGCUCAUCACCAGGAGCCCAAGCACAGCCACCCUGAGGUCACGUCUUCGGAGCAGGGGCACUGGGGGGGAGAGGAGGACGAGGAGGAGCGGAGGACCCAAGGCCACGAGUCUGACGACGGAGGCGAUGGUGGUUACAGUGAGACAGCCUCAGAGGAACAGGACUCCUGGGCUAGCCACGAGCCCCGGGCCCUGGAGCAGGACGGCCUUCCCACAGAGCACAGUCUCGAAGACGAGGAAGAAGCGUCAGCAGAGGUCGGGCACUGGGUGAGCCCCAGGGAUGACUCCAGAGAAGCAGAGGACCUUGGUCCAGGCUUUGCCAAGCCUCCAGGCCAGGGGGGCGAGGGGGGGGAGGAGGAGGAGCAGCAGGAAGAGGAGGAGGAAGAUGAAGGUCGCUGGAGGGGGCCCCAGAGUCACAGGGAGUCAGAAGAGGAGGAUUCUGCUGAGGCGGGGCACGGGGAAGAGGCAGGGGACGCUGGGGCUGGUCAGGAGGACCACAGAGAAGACAGCGGCGUCUCUGCUGAGCGUGCCCGGGAGCCUCCAGGCACUCUGGGGGAGGACGAGGAAGAGGAGGAAGACACCGAGACCUCGGUGGAGGAGGGAGGGCACUGGGGAGGUCUGAGCUUCAGAGCCCAGGGCGAGGAAGAGGAGGAGGAAGGGGAGGAAGGCCCCAAGAGAAGCCAGGAGGAGGCAGAGCAGGAGGAAGUCCGCUCCACUGUCCGGGAGUCCUUGAGGGCUGAGGUCCCCCCUGAGGACCAAGAAGCUGAGGCUGGUGUCCCCGAGGCCAGGGACAGACCUGAGGAGGUGGCCGGCAGGGCUGAUGGAGAGGAGAGCCUGGAAGGCCGCAGUGAGGAGGAGCAGGAGGCCAGAGACCAGGGCCAGGAGGGCGAGGAAGAGGAGUACCAGCCAGGCUCUCUGUGCCACUACUGUAGCUUCUGCAAGAGAUGCACUGAGUGCGAGUCCUGCCGCUGUGACGAAGAAAACAUGGGAGAGCACUGUGAUGAUUGCAAGCACUGCCAGUUCUGCUAUCUCUGCCCUCUGCUCUGCGAGACAGUCUGCGCCCCCGGAGGCUAUGUGGACCACUUCUCCUCCAACCUGUUUCAGGUCUUGGCCGAGAUGGUGGAAACCCCGGAACCGUGAUGAACGUCUGGACAAGCUGCGACUCCCCCUCCCGGCUUCACUCACUUAUUUAUUUUGAAUAAACCCCAUCCUUGCAGGAUUGUGCAAGGGAUUUCUGGGACUCUGGGCUGGGAGGACCAUCUGGGGUGAUUCUCCCCUCUCCCCCCCAGCCCCCGCCCCGGGAAAGGCUGCCUGGAUCCUUGAGAGGAAAAGGCCAACCCCGGUGUCCCUAGGAAAUAAAUGAGCGCAGGCGGGUCUUUUGAAA